AUGUUCGGUCGCAUCGGAGGCCAGGCGCUUCGCUGCGCUGCUCGUCGCCCAGUCGCACGCAGGAAACUAUGUGACCGCCGCUUCUCCGCACACAGUGGUGCCAAUACUACUGCUGCGUCUGCUCCAUCGCCGCUCGGAGGAAUCACCGUUGAACUGGAUCGCAUAGCACCGCGAUUCGAGAUUCCAGCUUCUCGGAUCACGAUCUUGGACUCUCCAGCCAAUUUCUAUUCGACAUUGAAGAAUAAAAUCCGCAAUGCCAAGCGUCGCGUUUACCUUUCUACACUUUACAUCGGCAAGACCGAGUACGAGCUCAUCGAGACGAUAUCCCAGGCUUUGCGCGACAACCCAAACCUCAAAGUAUCUAUCCUUACCGAUGCCCUUCGCGGAACCCGAGAAACCCCUAAUCCUUCAUGCGCCUCGCUUCUUUGUUCGUUGGUCUCAGAACAUGGGCCGGAGCGAGUUGAAAUUCGGAUGUUCCAUACACCCAACUUGACCGGUCUGAAGAAGAAAUGGAUUCCUCGUCGCAUAAACGAGGGCUGGGGCUUACAGCAUAUGAAGCUGUACGGGGUUGACGAUGAGAUCAUCAUCUCGGGCGCAAACCUUUCCCAGGACUACUUCACCAAUCGGCUGGACCGGUAUCAUGUCUUCGACUCCAAAGCUCUAACAGACUACUAUGCUCGUAUCCAUCAUGCGGUCUGCAGCUUGAGUUUCCAGGUCCUGCCAGAUCCCCACAACCACUCGGGGUACCUUUUGGACUGGCCUACCUCUAACGGUGCUCCGUCGCCUCUGGACAGCCCCCAGGAUUUCAUUGGAUACGCCUCCACUGUGCUCAACCCGCUCAUACAAGCAUCCAACAGCAAGCCAGCUCUUUCCUCUUCAUCUUCAAGCCAAACUUUCGUAUACCCCGUGGCCCAGCUUACACCCCUCCUGAAACCGGACACUUCCACCGAAUUUCCAGCGGUAUCAGGGAUUUUGCGUCUCUUGUCUGAAGUACCAGUAUUCGCAGGAUCUCGCUGGCUCUUCACUGCCGGGUACUUCAACAUUCACCCUGUUCUCUCCUCCCUCCUGAUCUCCAGUACAUCUGCCGCCUCUGAAAAGGCUUCCACCACACAGGGCACAGUCCUAACGGCUUCCCCCUGGGCCAAUGGAUUCUAUGGCUCUCCAGGUGUGUCUGGCAUGCUGCCAGCUGCAUACACGCAUCUCUCGGCGCGCUUUCUCGACCGCGUUGCUGCUGCUCAAGCUACGAACUCCAUUCAGCUUAAAGAAUGGCGCCGCGGCACCGUUGGAACACCGGAUGGAUGGACGUAUCACGCCAAGGGUCUCUGGGUCACUCUACCACGCGAGGAACAUCCCAGCCUUACCUUUGUCGGUAGCAGUAACUACACCAAGCGGAGCUACAGCCUCGAUAUCGAAGUGGGCGCACUGGUCGUGACAAAUGACCAAGACUUGAAACAGAAGCUUGGUGACGAAACCGAAUGGCUUCAGAAGGACUCCAAAGCAAUCUCCAGGGAGGAUUUGAUGCGCACGGAGAGACGCGUUGGGUGGAAUGUACGGCUCGCAAUGUGGAUUGUAGAGAAGGUAGGGGGGCUUUGUGAUAUUUACCAUGUAAUUGUGUAUAUACGGGCCUUUAGUCCCGGGAUUUCUACCCGCUUGUACUUAUAA
Penicillium canariense is the source of this 1662-nucleotide messenger RNA. Its product is annotated as CDP-diacylglycerol--glycerol-3-phosphate 3-phosphatidyltransferase. The transcript is spliced from 3 exons. Gene Ontology annotation, cellular component: mitochondrion. Lineage: Eukaryota; Fungi; Ascomycota; Eurotiomycetes; Eurotiales; Aspergillaceae. Gene Ontology annotation, biological process: cardiolipin biosynthetic process. Gene Ontology annotation, molecular function: CDP-diacylglycerol-glycerol-3-phosphate 3-phosphatidyltransferase activity. The coding region runs from base 1 to 1662 and encodes 553 amino acids. The record is from RefSeq and is a predicted model, not a curated record.